Paramecium tetraurelia is the source of this 648-nucleotide messenger RNA. RefSeq lists its product as uncharacterized. The record is from RefSeq and is a predicted model, not a curated record. Lineage: Eukaryota; Ciliophora; Oligohymenophorea; Peniculida; Parameciidae. Gene Ontology annotation, cellular component: nucleus; cytoplasm; cyclin-dependent protein kinase holoenzyme complex. The transcript has a single exon. Gene Ontology annotation, molecular function: cyclin-dependent protein serine/threonine kinase regulator activity. Gene Ontology annotation, biological process: mitotic cell cycle phase transition; regulation of cyclin-dependent protein serine/threonine kinase activity.
AUGAGUUAGACAGAAUAGCAAGAGUAUAAUUAUGAUGCAUAAUACUUGGAGAUCUUUGGAUGCAAUCAUACUACAAGACAGAUUCAUUCAGAAAAAUUGAUUUGUCAAUAAUGUGGCAUAUUUAUCAAUAAUGUAAUAGAGCUGUUUUAAAUUAAAGUCAACCACAAGAGUUUACAAAACAAUCAAAAUGAAGUACAACACCUUCUUCAAUCCCCCUUAAAGAUUUUGAGCAACAUCUUGGCACCAAUGACAAUCGCUAAACACUAAAUCGCUAGGUUGCCAAUAAUAGAUUUCCUGGAAUAAGCAUCUGAAAGAUUAAACCUAAGUACAAAUACUGCCUUUUUGGCUAUUACUUAUAUUGAUCACUUUUUCAAUAAAGGUAAUGUGAAUGAAAACUAGGUUUUCUUAUAUGCUGCUGCCGCUCUGAUGCUGGCAGCUAAAGCUUAGGAGCUCGAUGAGAGAAUCCCUUUCAUUAGUAAACUCAAACGCUAUUCAUCAAUGACCUCUCAUCCUGAAAUCAAUAACUUCACUACUUAAGAAUUUUGUAAUGCUGAAAAAGCCUUAAUUGAAUCCUUAAAUUGGAAAUUAUAGAGAAUUACACUCCUAGAUAGAAUAGAAUCGCUACUUUCCUUUGGAGUCAUUGAAUGA